GCGAGCGCCGUGACCCAUUCGUUUCAUGGGCAGACCGAAAUCAGACGGCGACGGUUGAGAAGUUAUGAUACCGUCUUCGUCGUGAUCAUUGCUCUCUUUCUCUUUCACGUUCCUACUGCGCUACCGCGAUUGGCCGGCAAGUGUUGGACGGGCGGCCGUUGUGCGGCUCGUUUCGGUGACGCGUAUUUCGUGUGCGUAAUUGUGUGUACCGACUAAAAACCAUUUGGCAGAUUUCCCGGCACGACAUCUUGGCUAACGUUCUCUUAUUCAUAAUCCUUCGUUGUUACGUGCAUCGUGUAUUACAUUAUACGUUUUCCUCGUGGAACGGCUGUGUGCUUUGAUUCGCGCAGUAUCGAUUCGUGGACGGCUGGUUUACAACCGGCAUACACGCUGUAUAGCACCCACGCUGACAGUGAAGCUCUGACUGCAGACGCGUGUGUAGAUAGCUUAGUGCCCAGCAAUUCCCAGCUACGUACACGGAAGAGGAACGCUAUCAACAUCUCGAUGGUGAAGCUGCGCAAAGUGUCAGUGGCAGGGAGAAAUUACCUUGCCGUUUUCAACUAUUCGACGAUCAAAGGAUUCCGAAGAAAACGUCUCGAGCGUGGAAAAGCAUUGAAGAAAAUGCUAACGCCGGGACGAUCGGGAUCAAUCAGUCCCGAGGAGAUCGGCAAUGGACCUGACACAAAGGAUCCUGGCGCGGCAAGCAAUGGUUCAGGGACGUAUAUGCAUAGCACACGCGCCCCAGGCACGUACGAUAGCGACGACAGAGCAAAAGAAUUCCUCUCGACCGGAAGAACCGGAAGAAGGAAUGCUCUGACGGAGAUUUUGGGCCGUCAUGCUGAAACUGGAAUGCUAGAUUUGCCGGAUCGUUUCGAGGAACUUUCCGUGGAGACAGGUCAAUCAAACAACGGCGGACAAAAUCCAAAUUCACCGGGUACCUCGAAACAGGGUUGA
Molecule: messenger RNA, 954 nt
Organism: Eufriesea mexicana
Lineage: Eukaryota; Metazoa; Arthropoda; Insecta; Hymenoptera; Apidae
Exons: 4
Coding region: 505-954 (149 amino acids)
Biological process (GO): negative regulation of protein kinase activity
Molecular function (GO): cAMP-dependent protein kinase inhibitor activity
Source: RefSeq, a predicted model, not a curated record